GCGUCUGUGGCACCAGGCGGGUCGCCUCGCUCUUUGGCUGUCGCCGGCCGGGCCGGGUUGUCACCAGGCCCGAGGAUGCAGCCCGGGAGCCCCACACAGCGGCCGGCCUGAGCGCUACCCCCUAAUGGCUGCCCGGGAGCGGGGGCCCCUCCGCCCGUCCUCGGCGGGGCGCGUCCUCCAGCGAAGGUGACCGGAGGAAGGCGCCCCUCCCGCUCCCGGGAACGCCCGCGCCUGGAACGCCACUGCGCUGGACUCGCAGUCUCUGCCUGAAGGUUUGACUUCAUGCUACUGCCCUGAGAUCCAGGAUGGUUUGUUCUUGGGACCAGACAUGACCAAAAGUUGACACCAUGACCACGUCAACCUCUCCAGCUGCCAUGCUUCUCCGGAGGCUUCGGCGACUCUCCUGGGGCAGCACAGCUGUGCAGCUCUUCAUUCUAACCGUGGUGACAUUUGGCUUACUGGCCCCGCUGGCCUGCCACCGGCUCCUCCACUCAUAUUUCUAUCUGCGUCAUUGGCAUCUAAACCAGAUGAGCCAGGACUUCCUGCAGCAGAGCCUGAAGGAGGGGGAAGCUGCCCUUCACUACUUUGAAGAGCUGCCCUCUGCCAAUGGGUCUGUGCCCAUCGUCUGGCAGGCCACUCCCCGCCCCUGGCUGGUGAUUACCAUAAUCACUGUGGAUAGGCAGCCUGGCUUUCAUUAUGUCUUACAGGUAGUAUCCCAGUUCCAUCGGCUUCUGCAGCAGUGCGGCCCCCAGUGUGAAGGGCACCAGCUCUUCCUGUGCAAUGUGGAACGGAGUGUGAGCCAUUUUGAUGCUAAGCUGCUCUCUAAGUACGUCCCUGUGGCCAACCGCUACGAGGGCACCGAAGACGAUUACGGUGAUGACCCUUCCACUAACUCAUUUGAGAAAGAGAAGCAAGACUAUGUGUAUUGCCUGGAGUCAUCGCUGCAAACCUACAAUCCAGACUAUGUCCUGAUGGUGGAGGAUGAUGCUAUUCCAGAAGAACAGAUCUUCCCAGUAUUGGAGCACCUCCUGCGUGCUCGCUUCUCUGAGCCACACCUCCAAGAUGCCCUGUAUCUAAAGCUCUAUCACCCAGAGAGGCUACAGCACUACAUCAACCCAGAGCCUAUGCGGAUCCUGGAGUGGGUUGGUGUGGGCAUGCUGCUGGGGCCUGUGCUAACCUGGAUCUACAUGAGGUUUGCCUGCCGCCCAGGCUUCAGCUGGCCUGUCAUGCUUUUCUUCUGUCUCUACAGCAUGGGGCUGGUGGAACUGGUGGGCCGACACUAUUUUCUGGAACUGCGGCGCCUGAGUCCCUCCUUGUACAGUGUGGUUCCUGCCUCUCAGUGUUGUACCCCGGCUAUGCUCUUCCCUGCCCCUGCUGCCCGCAGGACCCUCACCUACCUGUCCCAGGUGUACUGCCACAAGGGCUUUGGCAAAGACAUGGCACUGUACUCUCUGCUGAGAGCCAAGGGGGAGAGGGCCUAUGUGGUGGAGCCCAACCUUGUGAAACACAUUGGGCUCUUCUCCAGCCUACGGUACAAUUUUCAUCCCAGCCUACUGUAGGAGUGCCAAGAAAUGCUUUUCUGCUAUUAGCUAUUUCUCUGGGAGAGGCACACACUGGAUUCUUUAUUUAGAUGUGGUUGCUUGCAGAUAUUUCAUUGGUCAAUGUUGCUAGGUGUUGCAGGCACUGGGACAGGGGAGGAAUGCAUCGAGUGAAAAGCCCUGACUGGGAAACCUCCAGAAGAAGCAGGAGUUUGCCACAAGUUGGAUCUCUCUCCCUCUACACAGCCACACUGCCUCAUGCAGUCUGCCUCUCUCCGUGAGGAUGAAAGUCAGUGGUAGUUAUCUUCUCUGUGUCUGCAAGUUCUGGCUCGUGACAGAGCCCAGGACUGCCAAAAAUCUUGUGCACUGUGCUGCGAGACUUGAAUUAGGAUUUUAAGGGUAGAGUAUGGUGAACAGUCAGACGCUUUUGAACAAAUUCCUUUCCCACGGUUCAAGAGCGGAUGUGUGCUGAGAAUCUAUGCCCAAAGAAGGCAGGACCAUGUUGCCAUAUUCUAUUUGUUUUCCUUGGCCUGGUGUAAUAAAAGUGUCAAAGUUGUUCUGUGUCAGUUGUCUUGGAGGUGGUGAUCUGGCUCUUCUGAGAUACAGUGACUUCUUUUCCCAGUACCUGUUGUGUAUUCAGAGUAAAUGCUAUGGAUGAAGGCUUUAAGCACAGCAGAAUCUCCGUGCGCUUUCUGAAUAACCCAAGUCGGGUUGCUUCUGUUAAAUACACAGCUAAUGCAGAACAUUUCUGUGAUAGUGUGAUUCCUUGGCAGGUGGAUAUUUCAGAAGGAGACAGAAGAAUGACCUCCAUACUAGGAGCGUAGCCUUCUCCCUACAUUUGUGACCUGAAGCUUCACCCUCAUUCCAUUUUUUACUGGUGACAGUGUAGCAUAGAAGACCAAGUAUGGCCUGGGAAGUGAAAAACCUCCUGACUUGUAUAUUCAUGGCUUCAGGGAGACACGCUUGAGAGAUUUUUAUAUCUAAAAUAUUUUAAUUGUAUGUGGGAGGAGGCAUGUUUAUGUGUGUGGAAAUACGUUCCUGUAUCUGUAGGUUAUUACGGAGGUCAGAGGUUGACAUCUGGUGUCUUUCUCAGUUGUUCUCUGCUGACAGGGGGCCUCACUGAACGCAUCAUUCACCAGUUUGUGCUCGACUGGCUAAGCAGCAAACUCCAGAGAAUCCCCUGCCUCCGCUUCCCUGCUACACGGUUGCAGAUAUGUGGCACUCUGCCUGCCUGCUGGGGAACAAGCUCAGAUCCUCACCCUUCUGUGGCACGCACUGUAUCAACUGAGCCAUCUACCUAGCCCACGUUUGUACAUUUUAGUAAGAUAUUUGUGUUUAAUGGGGACUUAGGGCGUGUGGCUUUCAACUGAAUAGUAGCUGUUUGAGCCCAACCACUGCUAAAAACAGUGACUGGUUUUUCAUUGUGGUUUCUAAUUAUUUACAGUUCAGCUUACAUCUAGCCCCACCUCC
Molecule: messenger RNA, 3008 nt
Organism: Mus musculus (house mouse)
Lineage: Eukaryota; Metazoa; Chordata; Mammalia; Rodentia; Muridae
Gene: Pgap4
Product: post-GPI attachment to proteins GalNAc transferase 4
Exons: 2
Coding region: 348-1559 (403 amino acids)
Biological process (GO): GPI anchor biosynthetic process
Cellular component (GO): Golgi membrane
Molecular function (GO): glycosyltransferase activity
Source: RefSeq, marked validated